Molecule: messenger RNA, 798 nt
Organism: Colossoma macropomum (tambaqui)
Lineage: Eukaryota; Metazoa; Chordata; Actinopteri; Characiformes; Serrasalmidae
Gene: arl4aa
Product: ADP-ribosylation factor-like 4aa
Exons: 2
Coding region: 178-774 (198 amino acids)
Biological process (GO): vesicle-mediated transport; intracellular protein transport
Cellular component (GO): cytoplasm
Molecular function (GO): GTP binding; GTPase activity
Source: RefSeq, a predicted model, not a curated record
CGCGGUUUCAGUGUGAGAGGAGCGGCGCUGUGGUGUGGGGGAGAAGUGCUGCUGCUGGAGUCACCUGAAAAGUUUUAACCGGCUGUAAAGUCUCAGUGAACCUCUGGGAGGAUAAGCCAGAGUCUGGGUAAAGUUAUGGAUCUAUUUUGGUUGAUCUGAUACCAACACCAGAGGAAAAUGGGGAACGGAAUAUCAGAUCAGUCCAGCAUAUUUUCAAAUCUUCCCUUCUUCAAGUCUCUCCACAUUGCUAUUUUGGGAUUGGACUCUGCAGGGAAAACCACUGUGCUGUACAGACUGCAGUUCAAUGAAUUUGUGAACACUGUCCCCACUAAAGGAUUUAAUGCAGAGAAGGUAAAACUAGCGCUUGGGGGCUCUACAGUGGCAUUUCACUUCUGGGAUGUUGGUGGUCAGGAGAAGCUCCGUCCACUAUGGAAGUCAUACACUCGCUGCACGGACGGCAUUGUGUUUGUAGUGGAUUCGGUGGACACUGAGAGGAUGGAGGAGGCCAAAACUGAACUGCACAAGAUUACCCGCUCUUCAGAGACUCAAGGCGUUCCUGUGCUUAUUGUCGCGAACAAGCAGGACCUUAGGCACUCUCUAACCGUGACGGAAGUCGAGAAGAUGCUGGCGCUCAGUGAACUAGGAGCCGCCACGCCAUGGCAUUUGCAGCCAACCUGUGCCAUAAUAGGUGAUGGUCUAAAAGAGGGACUUGAAAGACUCUACGACAUGAUUCUCAAACGGAGGAAGAUGUUAAAACUGCAGAAAAAGAAGUGAACAGACGUGUUAUUUCUAACACUU